Trichoplusia ni (cabbage looper) is the source of this 2872-nucleotide messenger RNA. RefSeq names its product peptidyl-prolyl cis-trans isomerase FKBP8-like. The transcript is spliced from 8 exons. NCBI's taxonomy places the organism in Eukaryota, Metazoa, Arthropoda, Insecta, Lepidoptera, Noctuidae. Gene Ontology annotation, molecular function: protein binding; peptidyl-prolyl cis-trans isomerase activity. Bases 59 to 1279 code for a protein of 406 amino acids. The record is from RefSeq and is a predicted model, not a curated record.
UUUUGAAAAGUGUACCUUCUAAGACCUAAUUUUAAAUUUAUUUGUAAGAAUUGCUAAGAUGAGCGAGGGCGAAGGAACUUUAGUGGACAAAUCGGAAAGUAGCUCCUUUGAGGAUCUCGCAGCGGCGGCGGCCCAUGAGAUCGAGGAGGCGAAACUUGCGGAAGCAGCUGCAGCUAAAGAAAAUAAAGAAAGUUCAGAUGAAACGAAAACUGAUGAGUGGCAAGAUGUGCUGGGGUCAGGCGCACUACUUAAAAAGAUUAUCAAAAUUGGUGAUGAAUCAAGUGGUUUAAGACCUCACAGGAGUGAUAUUUGCCGAAUCAGUUAUGAGAUUAAAAUAAAAGACACUGAACAUGUUGUGGAAAAAAGAGAUCAAGUUAAAAUAUAUUUGGGUGACAAUGAAAUUCUCCAAGGCAUGGACUUAGCAGUAACAAUGAUGUACAAAGGUGAAGAAUGUCUUUUACAAAUGGCCCCGCGUUUCGCUUACGGGGAGAACGGACUGAAGCCCGGCGAGAGCUUAGGCUCUGUGGGUGAGCUGGACGGGCCCAAGUACGAGGGUCCGGUUAUAGGAGCUGAUACCUGGUUGGAUGUGAGAGUGGAACUCCAUGAUUGGGAUGAAGAGCCUGAGCUCGAUCACUAUUCCAUUGCUGAACGAAUGGAGAUUGGCAUUCGACGGCGUGCACGCGGCAACUGGUGGUACGGUCGCGGGGAGGCUCAGCUCGCCGUGCAGCUGUACCGGCGCGCGCUGGACGUGCUCGACGAGACGGACGGCGGGAUCACCGAGCCCACGCCCAGCGGUGACCUGGCUCCCACCUCGGAUGCCCUGCAAGCGCUGCUGGAGGAGCGGCUGCGGGUCCACAACAAUAUGGCGGCGGCACAACUGAAGGCUGGCGCUUAUGAAGCUGCUUUACAGGCCGUAACCCGAGUGUUGACCUGCCAACCGAAGAACGCAAAAGCUCUGUAUCGGAAGUCCCGCAUCCUAUCUGCCAUGGGCAAGAACUCUGAGGCCCUGGAGGCAGCCCGCGCGGCCGCGCUGGCCGCGCCCGAGGACGCGGGCGCCCGCAAGGAGCUGCAGCGCUGCGAGCAGCGCGCCACGCGCGACCGCUCCCUCGAGAGGAGGCUCGCCAAGCGCAUGCUGGGGACCAGCGCGCAGGGGAAGCCCGGCGCGCCUGAUAAGAAGCCCUCCAAGAAUAAGAUGCUGAUGUGGGGUUCGCUGCUUCUAAGUCUGCUGGUGGGAGUGGCCAGCGUCCUCGUCUACCGGUACAAGAUACAAUCACAUUGACGUAGCGACACCUCACAUUGGCUGUAGAGGAUCCAAUGGUGUAAUAGGAGGGGAUGGUGCACACUAUACUUAAGGCCACGUCAUAUCUUCGUUGAUAAAGAAAAUCAUAAGCUUUCGAUAAGCAAUCGUCUCCGCGCGUAUCGAUAACGAGAGAACAUAUGUAUAGUUAUUGUUACUGAUGUAAAUAUUUACGUUAACAAAAGGUGUCUAGAUUUGCCCUAGCGCAAUCUCAAUAUUUUUUUAUAUUUAUACAAAUUACGAAUUAUUUUCACUAUGACUAUCGCUCGCUGACGUUUAAAUUAUAUAAUCAAAACCAAAAUCAAAAGUUUUUUUCUCAAAUAGGCCGUUUUCAGACGUUACAGUAUUGACUUUAGUUGGACGGUGCCAAAUUGACAUUCUUAUGGAUAAAAACUGGCAAGAAACUCCAUAAGUUCCACUUUAAAAAUAAAUUUAUAUACAGUACAUCUUAUACAUUAUUAUUGAUAUAUGCAGCUAAAUAUUAAAAAAAAGACAUUCAUGGAAAACGAAAGAAAAUUAUCAAGUAAAUUUUACUGUUGUAAAGCAUAUUUGACCAAUAAAUUACAAGAAUAUCGCAACAGAACAAAUAGUAGUGAUUAAAUGAAAACUUUACAUACACUCCAUUUGUUGUUCUAAUCUAAUUCCUAAUAGAACAAAUUCGGGGAAGGCCGGUAUCUUCAAUAUUUUCUGAUUAAACGAUAUAAUUUAUCGUUUAGAUAAAACAAUGACUUAUUUGUGUAUUUAGAUAAAUAAAUAUUACAUCACCGUGAUUAUUGAUUCAAAUCCUCUUUAUUUUGGGAUUAUUUAUCAUUACAAAUAUUACAAUUAGACAAUAUUUAUGAUACCUACUGCAUUUUAACCAAGGGCUAGGUAGUUACAUGUUUUAUAAUUAUUGCAAUCAUUGUAUCGUCUUUACAUUUUGCCACUGUGCAUUUAUGUCUAAAUUUUAUGUAUAUAAUUAUGUAUAUGCGUUAAAAUUUUGUGUCUAUAGUUAGUGCCAAAAUGUAACAUAUGUAGGUAAAAAAAAAUAGUAUCCAAAGGUCAUAUUCUGCUGGUAUUUAUAGAACAAAUUAAAGUCAAACGUUAAUAUUUUUCGAAUGUAUAUUCCUUGUGAAGGCUAAAGUAUUCGGGUAAACAGAAGCAUUCCAAUUUUGUUUAGAAGUGAAUAUUUUUAUGUUGAAUUUUGGAAGCAUUUGUCUCUGGCUAAUGGGUGCUGUCGAAUCGCAUUUAUUUAUGUUUCACCACCAGCUAGAAUACUUUAGGUAGCCAACACUAGAAAUAAAUUAAUACGAUUCCUAAACAUUGUCUUCUACAUAUCGCUUCCAGGUGGUGAAACACUUAUACUGAAAGUUAGCAAUUAAUUUCUAAUUAUUACUUUUGGAAUGUUUGUAUUUUUAUUUUUGGCAAUUAAAUUAAAAUGCACACAAAAUAAUGUAAAAUUAGGUUUAUUUAGGUCAUUGGUUUGGUAAGGGGUCUUUACGAUUCCUAUAGAAUAAAAAUGUCAAUAAAAAUAAAAAAUAAACAAAAAAGUGGUGGUUCCAAUAUACACUUACACUAAUAAAAAAAUGUUAUUUA